ACAGCAAGCAAAGCGUUUGAGACUGAAAAACCCCGCAUUCUUUUAAAUGGAUUCCGAAAGCUCUGACGAAGAAUAUAACCCGGAACGAAGCCGUACCGCAAGAAAGUCCGCCUCCACUCCAACUCCCGCCUACUCCACCAGAAGACAAGCCGCGAGAAAUGCCUCAAAAGCAAUUAGUGCCUCUUCCUUUGACAAAUCCAUGGAGAAUUUCAACCCGGAUUUGAGCCAACGAGAAAGGCGAAAAAUCAGUAAGAAGUUCAGUAGUGGGACAACUAGGAAACCUAGUGGGGCACUAUAUGAUGAAAAGGGGAUUCAUAUAGCUUCUGGCAGAGAUCUUUGUGACUGUCUCAGUGAAAAAUGUCCAGGCUGUUGGUUUGAAUGUAUUAAAUGCGAAGGCACAAAGUGCGGAGCAGAAUGUAGAGUUUAUAGAAAGUAUGUUGUGGAUUCCAUAGAGUUCCAUGGGUAUGAUAUUACUAUUAAGAAUCCUAUUUUAAGAAACUAGACUAAACUGUAGUUUAGAACAAUGUUAAAAACCCUUGUGAUUGUGCUUAAAAUUGUAUUAAUUAAAUUAUUUAAAAAGAAAAA
Messenger RNA from Anthonomus grandis grandis, 585 nucleotides. RefSeq names its product ARL14 effector protein. The coding region runs from base 47 to 502 and encodes 151 amino acids. Gene Ontology annotation, cellular component: intracellular membrane-bounded organelle. NCBI's taxonomy places the organism in Eukaryota, Metazoa, Arthropoda, Insecta, Coleoptera, Curculionidae. The transcript has 4 exons. The record is from RefSeq and is a predicted model, not a curated record.